Durio zibethinus is the source of this 1530-nucleotide messenger RNA. Its product is annotated as putative BOI-related E3 ubiquitin-protein ligase 3. The record is from RefSeq and is a predicted model, not a curated record. Lineage: Eukaryota; Viridiplantae; Streptophyta; Magnoliopsida; Malvales; Malvaceae. Gene Ontology annotation, molecular function: ubiquitin-protein transferase activity.
CUCUCUCUCUCUUUACCUUUCAAGUUUUUUCUGUUACUUAUAUAUAUAUAUAUAUAUAUAUUCACAUGUCUGACCUCAUCCUCUCCCUCUUAUAAAGAUAUACAUCCCCACCCCGCCUGGUGUUGGUUUUCUAUAUGUACCUGGAAUAUCAAGCAAGAAAGGGGAGAUAGAGAGUUUCUUUGAUCCAAAUGAGAAAAACUGAAGAACCCAUUUGAGUUUUUUUAUCUGAUAUUUGGUAAGAGGAAAAAGGGUUUGAUUUGCUUUGAUUUGGUUUGGUAGUUUUAGGGGUUUGGUUGUUUCUUUUGGUUCCUUUGAGAGAGUUGUUUGUUGGUUGAAGAGAAGGAGAGAAUGGCCAUACAGGCGCAGUUGUAUUCAGAUAAUAUUGGGUUUCCAGUGUGCGGUUCCCAGGAUUGGAUUGACAAUGGUUGUGGUGUUGGUGGCGGGUUUAAUCAAUUCUGUUUCAGUCUUCAACAGAAACCGCAGCUACAACAACUGCAACAGUUGCAGCAGCUUCAAAAUCAGCAGACAAAGAAUCAAAGUCUUUAUUUUGACAACAGUCUUGUUCCCUUCUCUUUGAAGAACUUCAAUUCCACCUGCACCACCAGCAACAACAACAGCAACAAUCGUGAAUCAAUGAUGUAUUCCCAAAGCAUGGUUUCUCAAUUUGAGAAUCAAAGACAAGAGAUUGAUCAGUUUAUCAGAUCACAGAAUGAGAGAUUGAGAUUGUUACUGCAAGAACAAAGAAAGCAACAAGUUACAGUCUUGGUAAAGAAAAUAGAACCGAAGGCAUCUCUUUUACUUAGGCAAAAGGAUGAAGAGAUACUAAAAGCAACAAACAAAACAAUGGAGCUACAAAAUCUGUUGAAGAAGCUUGAGACGGAGAACCAGGUAUGGCAAAGAGUGGCACUGGAAAACGAAGCAAUGGUUGUGUCUUUAAACAACACGCUCGAACAACUACGAGAACAAGCUUAUUGUUGUUUCAACAAUGGAGUAGAUGAUGCAGAAUCAUGCUGUGAAGUGGACAGAGAAGGAAUGGAAACAGAGGAAAACAGAGGCAUUGCAGGGCUUGUUGCUUUCAAUCAUGGACAAGAACAAGAUGAAGAAAGAACAAGAAAGAAGACUCAUACGACAAUGGUUUGCAAAUCCUGCAAUUCUCGAAGUACGUGCGUUUUGUUCCUUCCUUGCAGGCAUCUUUGUUCAUGCAAGGAUUGUGCAGCUUUUCUUGAUUCUUGCCCUGUUUGUAGAACAGCAAAGAAAGCUAGCAUUGAGGCCUUGAUUUCCUAAGCACGAUAAAAAAUUUUCCUGGAAAAGUGAAAAAACACAAAAAGGAAGAAAAAAAAAAGGAUAAAAAUAGAAAAUCUGAUAAUGAUGGAUGAACAUAACCCAUGUGGAUGGCAGAAAUUAGGUCCUUUUUUUUUUUUUUGCCGUUUUAGGUACUCAGGGAUUCAAUUAGAUCGAAUGUGCACUUAAACAAGCAAAAAAAAAAAAAAAUCAAUUGAACAGAAAUUUACAGGAAUAUGACAGAGCAUC